GAUACGUUCUGUGAUGCAAGUGCAUGUAUAUAUAAAUACAUUUAUGUCUAUGUUUAUUCCAGACACAUAUACACACACAUGUGUGUGUGUGUGACAAAAGAUGUGUGUAUGGACACACGGAAGGCAGAGCACAGCUCUGGAGCACUCCCAGGGAGUGCCUGUGUGGGGAGCAGGGCUGCGGGUGCCAAUCCCACAGGCAAACAGCUUUGCUGGGCCCUGCACGUGGGCAGGGCUUGAAGCACCGAGGGUUCCUGCACCUCUCUGCCUUUCCCAGGGACAUGCAAGAGGUAAAACUCUUUGUGCUGUGCUGAAAAUUGCUCUCUGUGUGUGCUUCCUCCAGGUGUCCCUGUGUGAGCACCAGGGCCAGGUGCUGACAGUCACUGGCUGGGAGGACUGGGAUGAGUUUGGAAUCUGGACUGUCCUGGACUGUCUGAAGCACUCCCUCUGUGAAUGUCUGCACGCUCCUGGGCUUCCAUCUCUGCCAGUGGCACCUUUCACCUCUGCAUAAAGCUGUUCUUCAGUUUUGCUUUGCAGAGCAAGUUCCUGCAGAAAAGGAAGACUGGAUCUCAUUUCCCCAGAGGCUGUUGAGUCCUGUGUCACCUCGAGAGCCACUGUUAGGUGUCCCCAUGUCCCUUGCCAGGACAUGCCAUCCCUCCUGGUGACUGCUACUUUCUGACUGACUCCUGCCCAGCCUGGACACCUGUGUGCCCCCCUUUGCCAUUCAAAGCUGUCCCUUCAAGCGUGCUGAGAAACAAAUGGGAGCUGGAGGUGCUCUGUCACAGAAACCAAUGCUUGCUGCCAGCCAUGUGCCCAGCUGAGCGGGUCCCAGUGCCCUCUGCCCCCAGGGCCUGUGCCAGUAGCCACUCUGGGAUUUGCUGAGCCGCAGGGUUCAUGUUGAGCGUGCUGUGUUUUAGGGUUUUGAGGAAAAUGCAGAGGCGGCACAGCAGCAACACGGACAGCGUGCCUCCUGAAAGGGCCCCGGCUCUCUCCGAGCUCAAAGCUGUCGUUGGGUGGCUGCAGAAGGGGCUUCCCUUCAUCUUGAUCCUCCUGGCUAAAGUUUGUUUCCAGCACAAGCUUGGAAUUGCUGUGUGCAUUGGCAUGGCCAGCACCUUUGCCUACGCCAACUCCACGCUCCGAGAGCAGGUGGCUCUGAAGGAGAAGAGAUCAGUGCUGGUUGUCUUCUGGAUCCUGGCCUUCCUCACUGGAAACACCUUGUACUUGCUUUACACAUUCAGCUCUCAGCAGCUUUACAACAGCCUAAUAUUCCUGAAACCCAACCUGGACAGGCUGGACUUCUUUGACCUGAUGUGGAUUGUGGGCAUUGCAGACUUUGUGCUGAAGUACCUCACCAUUGCCCUGAAAUGCCUCGUGGUGGCCCUGCCCAAGAUCAUCCUCGCUGUCAAGUCUAAGGGAAAGUUUUAUCUGAUCAUUGAGGAGCUGAGCCAGCUGUUCCGCUCGCUGGUGCCCAUCCAGCUGUGGUACAAAUACAUCAUGGGGGAUGAUCCCUCCAGCAGCUACUUCCUGGGUGGCAUCCUCAUCAUCAUGUACAGCCUCUGCAAGUCUUUUGACAUCUGUGGCCGUGUGGGAAGUGUCAGGAAGGCACUGAAGGUCCUUUGCACCCCCCAGACCUAUGGGGUCCGUGCCACGAGCCAGCAGUGCAGUGAGGCAGGAGACAUCUGUGCCAUCUGCCAGGCAGAGUUCAGGGAACCUCUGAUCCUUCUGUGCCAG
Messenger RNA from Zonotrichia albicollis (white-throated sparrow), 1728 nucleotides. The record is from RefSeq and is a predicted model, not a curated record. NCBI's taxonomy places the organism in Eukaryota, Metazoa, Chordata, Aves, Passeriformes, Passerellidae.